CAGGUUACAAUUAUAAAUGAAAACGCAAUUUGAGGAAGUUAAAGAUUCAAAAAACAAGUUUAUACAGAUAGAUAUGUAUAUUUUAACUACAAAAAAUACGUCUGAGCUAUCUUCACGCUGAUUAUUUUCAGAUAUUCUCUCUUAUUGUAUUUCUUUCUGUUAUAAUGGCGGAUGAAGCUGUCACAUAUAUUAGAAAAUUCACAGAGAAACUUGAUGAAAGUCAUCAUGCAGUUGAGGACUUAUUCAAUAACGAGCUUAAAAAGAAUCUAACAAGGUCUGGAAUUAUGGAUCACAGCCCAGAAGAAUGUGAUAUCUUAAUAGAAGAGUUAAAUAAAGCACUGGAGGUUGUUGAAAACAAGGUGAAUCACACACUUAUACACGUGAAAGAUCACCUGAAACAAGCCAAAAUAGACGCUUUAGAGAGGAAACUCAUGCACUGCACUUGCGUUGUGAUGCGUCAGGAUGCCAAAAGAUCAAGGGAUAAAGAGAAAAAGGACAGUGGUAUUGUCUCAACAGAUUCAAGAGUGUUUUCUGAUCCAGGUGGUGCCCCAGUUGUUCAGCCAUCAAAAGAAAAUGAUGCAGAUAUGAGACCUUAAUCGGUAUUUUUUAUGAAACUUGAUAUCAAAAGAACGCAUAGAGACAACAACAGCAACAGCAUUUACAUUAUCAUUCAAAGUUAGAGAGCACAGAAUGUUGAAACUGGUCGGUUUCAGUCCACUGACAGGUCGUUUUGUUAGGGAGUCGUUUCGGCAUCAAUUUGACAAGAAAUUUCGGCACUGAAUGUCUCGAGCCAAAAAUUCAUAUGUGUAUGAAUAAUGUGAUGUUUUUGAUGAUUUAGAGCCUUGUGACAUUUUAAAUUAUUAUUGAUAUGUUUCAUGGACAUAUUCGAAUAUAUACCGAUUAUUGAAUAAUUGAUUUUUUCGCCACAAUAUAAUCGAAAUAUCUGUAAGUUCUAGUAUUAAGAAUACAGGUAUAAUAGAACAUAUCCUAAAAUGAAAAUAAUUCCAUUCGAAGCGCAUAUGUGUUACUGUUCCAAUAUACACUAUUAAUAACAAUUAUAUAUAUUUAAUAGAUUCUCUGGUCGAGGAUACUAUUGUGAAAUAUGAACAUGGUUUGUGUAACAAAGUGAGGUUUGGCCCAUUAAGCUAGUUGAAACUCCUCAACAGUGUUUUGCCAUUGAGCGUACAAUGGCGAUGCCCUCUUGUGUCCACUUUUCGUGUACAUUUGUAUCUAUUUGCUACUAUCAUAUCAUUUGUUUUUGUUAAUGUGUACAUUUGUUCAGCGGCAGUUCACGUGUAUAUAUUUGCAUGUACCCCUAUUUCAAUUUGAAUUGCUGUAUCAGAGGCUGCUUUCUUUGAUGCUUUUGUUUUAUUCGUGAUGUAUCUAAUUGUGCAAUAUUUCUGUUAAUUACCCAAACACGCUCCGCGUUGUCAGAUACAAAUACACCAUGAUUUGUUCAGUUCGCAUACAGUUUUAAAAACCAAUACAGGCAACAUUAAAUAUUAAUUUUAUUAAUACAAUGUAGCUGUUAAUUCACAAUGUAUAAACUGCCCUUCAUUUGUAUGGAACCGGGGAUUUGAGGAUGGGGAUUAGAGCUAAAGAGGUUUUACACAUUAAAAUACUCAUUGUUUUCUAUUAUAAGACACGCUAAAAUACAGAUUGUCUUUUCGAAAAUUAAUUAAAGGAAUCUCAUUUAUAUUACACACAAUACCAAAUAAUUCAGUAAUCUUUAAAAUAUCAAUUUGUCAGUGUAAAUAUUAGAUAGCAUUUAAGGAAUGUUACGGACUUCGGACACUAUCAUAUGCUUCUAGCCUACAUUUUGAAUGCAAAAAUUUCAUUAAGUAUGUAAUCAAAUGUAAUCAAUACCCAAAUCGUUUUGAAUCACAUAUAAACCAAUGUCACGGUGUAUACCCAUAUCGUAUCCCUCUCUGUGCAAAAUGAGAAAACGGAUCCCUCUCUGUUAGCGCACAGGACACUUUGUUGUAAACAAUGGCAUUCAACGCCGGCGCUUUGCCAGGGAGGACUGAAAAUAAACUUUUUCGUCCCGAACAAAGGUUUGCGCAUAAAAAUAUAUAAUCCACGGAAGGGCAUGGGGAUCUACCAUUUCUUUUUUAUCGUUAUAUUUGUUUUAUCCGUUGUCACAAUCCUAAACGAAGCUGGAAAGUAGACCGAGGGUAUUUGCUCGGAUAAACAUCGUGCCGUGUUUAUGAAACUUAAGUACGACUUUUCUUGAAUAUAGCAAAUAUUUAGUACCUUAGAUGUGAUCCCAUAUUACCUCUAAAUACACUUUAUGUGGUUACUAUUCAUCAUGUUUCCUUAGAAACACCCUACUUUCGAUUUCGUUAGUGCACGGGAUCCCUCUCGGUCGGUUAUAUUUUGCCUCACAGGAUCCAUCUUGACUCUCUGCAGCCGGCACGGAAACCCUCUCCGACAAAAUUUAUAUCGGCACCGGUUUGCCUCUCAAUUUAACGUUACUUCAGUGUUAAGAUAAUAUGAGAUGGUAUUCGUAUUUAAAAAAGCAAUACAAUAAUAUAGAAAUGCGUGUCCGUGCGAACGGGGGUUGUUAUAUUUGUUUUGGUACAGAUUUGCCGAUGAAAUGUCCCUCUAGACUCUUUGAAGUGGUGUAUUAGAGAAACUCUAAGCUUUUCAUUUACUGACAAACGUUCUGUUCGGGUGUAUACAUUGUUUUUAAUGAUAGCCCAUGUACAAACAGAUGUAAAAAUAUGUGGUAAUCAAAUUAUCUAAAAUGAAUAUAAAAAGUGUUGGUUAGUUAACAUCUUGGAACACCCUGUAGUUAUAUGUUUUUGUUUGUUUAAAAAUACUGUUCCCCCCUUGCAGCAACAGAACGGUUACAGAAAAUGUGUCUAAAUAAUAUCUACAUAUGCUUGUUAAAUAUGGUUAAUACAUGUCGGGGGGUGGGAGGGUGAGGUGGGGGACAAUGUUAUAUAAAGAUAAAUAGCUUUUAUAUGUCCAUAACAGGGUACGUAAUUUUAUUUAGAGCAAAAUAUCACUGUUUUACGAAACAAAUAUUGAAAAUUUCACUUCAAGAAAUAAUCUCAAGUGUAUAUCUUGAUGAUAAUUGUAAUUGAAUAUUUAUUUCUGAGUAGUUUAUGUUUCAGUCUUGGAGAAGGCAAAUUCAUACAGAAAGUGUCCGAAGUCCUUUACCAUUCGACGUUUGCUAUGUUCAGCUGUAAUUGUUUUUGUUCUUAUAGUAGAUCUAAUUGUUUGGUUUUUGUUAUUAUUUUGACAAAAGGACAUUGUUUCGUUUACUAAUAAACUUUGAUAGUGUGCCAAUUGACCUCAGUACAUUCGACACUGUUUAUUUUCCAAUACAGGUAAAUCCAAUAAUUUCUUUACAAUAGAACUGUGACGGAUUAUCUUUGAACACCUCUGGACUUAUUGGACUCAACUGCCACAUUAUCAAAGCUUAUUAGUAGAUAAUUUUGUUUACACCUUUUUGUGCAGUGACAAACAUAGACAUGUAAUGCUUUUGUACAGGUUUUCAAUUGAUUGUUGUUAUUUACGCAGGUAUUACAUUGUAUAGAUAAGUUUAAAUUGUUUUCAGUUUUGCACGAAUACUUUUUUUAUAUCUAGAUAUUUUAUCUAUUGUUUUGGUUUGAACAUAGAUCAACGGCAUCCUUGUAUAUUCGCCUGUAUAUGUAUUACCUUUGCAUCACUGCAUCAUAAUAAAGUGAAAUAUUACUCCGUA
Molecule: messenger RNA, 3709 nt
Organism: Mercenaria mercenaria
Lineage: Eukaryota; Metazoa; Mollusca; Bivalvia; Venerida; Veneridae
Exons: 5
Coding region: 165-596 (143 amino acids)
Source: RefSeq, a predicted model, not a curated record